AUGGCCGAAGCCGCCUCCCAAAACCCAGCAACCAGCGCAAGCUGGACAUCGUUCAUCAAGUCAAUCUCGUCCUUCAACGGCGAUCUCUCGUCCCUCACAGCCCCGCCAUUCAUCCUCUCCUCGACAAGUCUGACCGAGUUCAGCUCGUACUGGGCUGAGCACCCGACCGUCUUUGCCGCCCCUGCCAACGAAGCCGACCCUGCGAAGAGGGCAGUCCUCGUCCUCAAGUGGUUUCUGACGACCCUCAAGCAGCAGUACGCUGCACGCUCCGAGAAAUAUGGCAACGAGAAGAAGCCUCUGAACCCGUUCUUGGGAGAGCUGUUCCUUGGAAAGUGGGAGGAUGCCGCGGGCACAACCGAGCUCAUCAGCGAGCAGGUCAACCACCACCCUCCUGCGACUGCCUAUAGCAUCACCAACAAGAAUUCUGGCGUCCACUUGGAAGGCUUCAACGCCCAAAAGGCCAGUUUCACCAAGACGAUCAACAUCAAGCAGAUCGGACAUGCGGUUCUCUCCGUACCCAACGCCUCCAGCGAGGGUGGCGCGGACAAGUACAUCAUCACCCUGCCUUCUCUUCACGUCGAGGGUCUCCUGUUUGGCGCCCCGUUCAUCGAGCUCGACGGAGCAUCCUACAUCACCUCUUCAACCGGCUUCACCGCCAAGAUCGACUACAGCGGCAAGGGCUGGCUGAGCGGCAAGAAGAACUCGUUCACGGCCGCGCUAUACCCCACCGGCCAAGAGAAGGACGUCCUCUACAACGUCUCCGGGCAGUGGACCAAGGCCUUCGAGAUCCACGCCGGUCCGGCCAAGGGCAACUCGGCCAAGAACCUCGUCGAGACAUGGGACCCGGAGAACAACGCGCCCUCGAAGCUCCAGAUCGCGCCCGUUGAGCAGCAGCACCCGCUCGAGUCGCGCCGCGCCUGGGCUCAGGUGGCCAACGGCAUCGCCAAGGGCGACAUGACGCUCGUGGCCAACGAGAAGACCAAGAUCGAGAACGCCCAGCGCGAGCUGCGCAAGAAGGAGCAGGCCGAGGGCCGCAAGUGGGAGCGGAGGUACUUCAAUGCCGUGGAGGGCCAGGAUCCCUUGCUCGCGUCACUGGCUGGUCACGUCGGGCUCAGUGCCGAUGGCGACGCGGACAAGACGGGUGGUCUGUGGCGGUUUGAUGCCGCCAAGGCAGAGAAGGUCAAGGACGAGAUCCUGACUGAGGAGCAGAAGAGCGAUCUGGCCAAGGAGGUUUUGGGACAGUAG
Messenger RNA from Microdochium trichocladiopsis, 1245 nucleotides. RefSeq lists its product as uncharacterized. Gene Ontology annotation, cellular component: membrane; intracellular membrane-bounded organelle; cytosol. Gene Ontology annotation, biological process: maintenance of cell polarity; exocytosis; piecemeal microautophagy of the nucleus. NCBI's taxonomy places the organism in Eukaryota, Fungi, Ascomycota, Sordariomycetes, Xylariales, Microdochiaceae. The transcript has 3 exons. Gene Ontology annotation, molecular function: oxysterol binding. Bases 1 to 1245 code for a protein of 414 amino acids. The record is from RefSeq and is a predicted model, not a curated record.